Messenger RNA from Aaosphaeria arxii CBS 175.79, 1630 nucleotides. Its product is annotated as NAD(P)-binding protein. Lineage: Eukaryota; Fungi; Ascomycota; Dothideomycetes; Pleosporales. The coding region runs from base 486 to 1520 and encodes 344 amino acids. The transcript has 3 exons. The record is from RefSeq and is a predicted model, not a curated record.
CAGCACCUCCAAACAAUAACAUCCCCCGGGAUUCAUAUCCCGUCGCACCUCAACAGCAGAAGUCUCCCUUCUUUCCUUCCCAUUUCUCUCCUGUAGCGGUUGCGAGAUGACAAACGAAGACCCACCAAAAACACAUUACAAAUCCAACGUACAAAAGAAAAAAACCCCGUGUCGAUCAGAUGCGCCGCAAGGGGACGUGAAACAGAAUACGAGUAGCUACGGACUAUGUGUUGUAUUGUUUUGACGUAAUUCAGGGUUUUCUCGUAGUUUAAAUGCCUUUGUUGAGAUCAUUGAUUAUAAAUUAUAAAUGUCAAUUGCAACGGAGCAUAUAAGAAUAGGGUUCUCUUGCUGUUGGGGCUAACUAUCGAGUACCUGUAACUACCAACCUACCAAUCAAGUUCACCAAUCGUUUGCAUUCACCACCAUACAAACACAUAUAAUUAAUCCCCGACUUGAAAAUAAUUCAAAAUAACAAUACUUCCAACAUGUCGCCCAAAAUAUUCAUAACAGGAGCGACAGGUUACAUCGGCGGCGACGCACUGUACGCACUCUACAACAAGCAUCCUGAAUACACCUACUCCGCGCUCGUGCGCUCAGAAGAGAAGGGCAAGGCAGUGCAGGCAGCGUUUCCGAACGUGCGAAUUGUCGUCGGGACGCUCGACGAUGCGGAGAUAUUGGAGAGAGAGGCGGCGGACGCUGAUGUCGUGAUUCACACAGCCGACGCCUCCGACCACGAAGGCGCCGCCCGUGCGAUUGCCAAAGGCCUCUCAUCCGGACACACGGCCUCCCGCCCCGGGUACUGGCUGCACACCGGCGGCACGGGUAUCCUCUGCUGGUACGACGAGCGGUCUGACGACCGCCUGGGAACCUGGAACGACUCCCCGCCGUACAACGACUGGAGCGGCGUGUCGGACCUCACCAGUCUGCCUGACGACGCUUUCCACCGCAACGUCGACAAGAUCGUGCUGGAAGCCGGUACGCGCGAGGCGGAGAAGGUUAGGACGGCGAUUCUGUGUCCGCCCACUAUUUACGGGAAGGGGAGGGGUCCUUCGAACGCGAGGAGUAGGCAGGCGUAUGAGUUGGCGAAGUACAUUCUCGAGACGGGGGUGGUGCCGAUUAUCGGGCCUGGAAAGUCAAGGUGGGAUCACGUGCAUGUGGCGGAUUUGUCGGAGGUGUUUGUGAAGUUGACAGAGGAGGCGGUUAAGGGGAGCAAGGACGAGGAGUUGUGGGGGGAGAAGGGCUAUUUCCUUGUGGAGAGUGGGGAUCAUGUUUGGUCCGAGUUGGCGAGGAAGAUGGGGAGGAAGGCAGUGGAGUUGGGGUAUUUGAAAGAGGUUAAGGAGCAGAGUCUCGGGAAGGAGGAGGCGUUCAAGCAGGCUGGGUUCCAGGCGGUUAGUUGGGGAUUGAACAGUCGAGGGAGGGCAGAGAGGGCAAAGAAGACUUUGGGGUGGAAACCAGCGGGAUCGAGCCUUGAUGAGGAGAUUGAGACAAUUGUGAAAGAGGAGAAAGAGAGGCUGGGAUAGUGUGUUGUAUAGGUAUUCUGAAUUCUUUUCACGAAAUUUUCAGAGUCAUCAGAUUAAUUACCGUACGAUAUACUGAAACUAACCUGAGAACCACGAAGCACGGUUUAGGC